This is a messenger RNA of Pygocentrus nattereri (red-bellied piranha), 4216 nucleotides long. Its product is annotated as sphingosine 1-phosphate receptor 3. NCBI's taxonomy places the organism in Eukaryota, Metazoa, Chordata, Actinopteri, Characiformes, Serrasalmidae. The transcript is spliced from 2 exons. Gene Ontology annotation, cellular component: membrane. Bases 410 to 1486 code for a protein of 358 amino acids. Gene Ontology annotation, molecular function: sphingosine-1-phosphate receptor activity. The record is from RefSeq and is a predicted model, not a curated record. Gene Ontology annotation, biological process: G protein-coupled receptor signaling pathway.
CUGCAGAAGUGGGACGAUCCGUUUCCACAAUAGGAGCUCAGACAGAUCCUCGGCCUGGAAAUGUAGACGUUACACAGGGUUCAUACCGAGGAGCGUCUCAGGAUGAACUGAACCGUCUUCAGGCUCUGCGAGGGGAGCUACAGCGCUUCUGCCUUGGAGCUGGAGUCGUGGGGAGUCCGUGGAGUUUGGGAGUUUGGAAGGGAAAGAUGUUCUUCUACCAACAUCUUGGCUUGGAUCACCUGCUCCUCAGUGACGAUGGAGGGAUGAAGAUAGGAAGACUGUAAAUCCCCUUAAAAAAAACCAAACACAACCAAGGUCACCCACCUGUGUCCAGGUACAGGAGCUUCUCACCCCCCCCUUUCCCUGUACUGCUGCUGCCCUCUGCUGGAGCAGCCGGAAUACUGCAGCAAUGAUAAACACCAACAUUUCCCUGCACUACAGUUUCAUAGGAAAGCUGGACAAUCGAAACGAAACCACCGGAGGCACCCUGGGACCAGAGAAGGUGGUAUUUCUGGUUAUAUGUAGCUUCAUAGUCCUGGAGAACAUGAUAGUUCUGAUAGCAAUAUGGAAAAACCACAAAUUCCACAACCGCAUGUACUUUUUCAUCGGCAACCUGGCUUUGUGCGACCUGCUGGCCGGAGUCGCUUAUACGGUGAAUCUCCUAAUGUCAGGCGAGAGGACCCUACACCUGUCCCCGGUUGAGUGGUUCAUCCGGGAGGGGAGCAUGUUCGUGGCGUUGGGGGCUUCCAUCUUCAGUUUGCUGGCAAUAGCCAUCGAGAGGCAUCUCACCAUGAUUAAGAUGAGGCCUUACGAUGCCAACAAGAACUACAGGGUGUUUCUGCUCAUAGGGACGUGCUGGUUGAUAGCUAUAGCUUUGGGAGCGUUGCCUAUUCUAGGCUGGAACUGCCUGGGCAACCUGCCUGACUGCUCCACCAUUCUCCCCCUCUAUACAAAGAAAUACGUGGCCUUCUGUAUCAGCAUCUUCAUGGCUUUGUUGCUGGCUAUCUCUGUGCUGUAUGCUCGUAUUUACAUCCUGGUCAAGUCCAGCAGCCGCAAAGUGACGAAGCACAGCAACUCAGAACGCUCCAUGGCCCUGCUUCGCACCGUCAGCAUCGUUGUCGGGGUUUUUAUAGCCUGCUGGACACCCAUCUUCAUCCUCCUCCUCACUGACGUGGCCUGCAAGCCUAGGCAGUGCAGCAUCCUGCUCAAAGCUGACUGGUUCAUCGCGCUGGCCGUGAUGAACUCAGGCAUGAACCCCAUCAUCUACACUCUGGCCAGCAGGGAGAUGCGGCGGGCGUUUUUUGGGCUGGUGUGUGGCUGUUUCAUGAAGGACCAGGAACCCAAACCGAACGGAGACGCCAGCCGGAGUAAGCUGAGCUCCAGCCAGAGUCAGAAACCAGCAGAAGAGCAGGAUGAAAGCCCCAAAAUCAACGUCACUCACACGUCAAAGCAGGAGCCGGUCAGCAGCCAUGGAGGAGAGUGCUGAAAACCUGAGGUGAACUGGGUCUCAUGGAAACCCAAGCUGACAUUGAAGAUCUUUGCGGUAUCUUUUGCUGGGUCAUAAAUAGUCAUGGAGGUGGGGUUCAUCUCCUGGUGGAGGUGAAGAUAUCUUCCAUGGGAUCUCUUGGCUUUUUUGGGGCUUAUGUCAUAGAGCAGGGGUGUCCAGUUUUAUCUGCAAAGGCCCAGAGUGGGUGCAAGUUUUGGUUCCAAAUAAGGAGAGAACUUGUUCCAAAGCUCCUGCUUUGUUGCAAAGAAAACCUGCUGCCACACUGGGCCUUUCUGGAUAAGACUGGACACCCCUGUCGUAGAAGAAGUAAGCCAGUGUAUAAAAGCCCAACAGAAAGAUUUGAGCGAGCUAAUCACAGACUCUUAGUCAAGGAUUUGACUGCUGGUCAGUCUAUGUACAAAUCUACAGUACUGAGAAAGGUCACCCUUCAUUUAUUUAACUUCUAGUAAAAAACACCAUUAAGUACAAGUUAUUCACUUUUCAGUGUCAGCAGGAAAAACAGAAAACAUACAUUACAGAAAAUCACACAACAACUAACUAUAAUGUCAUUUUUAUAUUUUAUACACACACACACACACACACACACACACACACAGAUUCACUCGAAAAAGGCCCCGUAUAUUCUGUAUUAACUCUUGGUUGGCAAUCUGAACCAAACAACCAGAAACGAGCUCCUCAGUAUAUGGAGCUUCGAACAAGCUGGGAUGCCCCUGCGUCGGAGCAAUGAGGUAGGCGCUGGACAGCCGUCGCAACGUUGAGCCUCCGUUUGCAACUUCCGGGUGCAGACCACCCGUACACCUUCAUGUGUCCGCCAGAAAACGGAGGUCACUUCCAGUAUUGCAUGUAUUGCAAUCGAUUACACACACGUCAAGUUAUGUAGCAUAUUUUUUGGUUCAGAUUGAUUCAUCCUAACAGGAGAUAUAAAAGAAUAUUCGGGGCCUCUUUCGAGUGAAUCUCCCUGUGUGUAUGUGUGUGUGUGUGUGUGUGUGUGUGUGUGUGUGUGUGUGUGUGUACAUACACACAUGCGUAUAAAACUUUAUUACAGCUUCUGUUCUUAUCCAGAGACUCAUUUUCAGUAGGGUAGGGAUAUUUUUCGGGUUCAGUCUUAGAAGUUGGUUUAGCAUUUUCUGUUCCCGCAAUCCACAUCAUCCCCAACAUCUGUGGACUUUUUAGAUCCGAAGCACAAUUUUUUCCUCUUUCUCAAAAAUAAAAGCUUUAAGUGCUGUUUAUCUGAUGGAGAUGGUGUCGUUGGUCUAGCAGGUCUUGCAGUUUCCUAACUUUUAAUCUUUUUUUGAACCCCGCUUUUGGAAACUCCUGUUUUUUUUCACUCCUGAAAAAUGAAUAACUUGUACUUGCAACUGGGUGUUUUGGCUGGAAAUGAAUAAAUGAAGUGUGGUCUCUGACUUUUGAACAGCACUGUAGAUCCGAGAUCAGUAUUGUUACCCUCCUCCUGUGCUUUAUGAACACCGUCUCUUCAGCAGUAUUCACAAAAUACUUGAUCAUGCUGGUCUAGGACUUGCUUUUAUGACUACAAUCGGUCGACAGGAUUGCUUGAGCUUCCUAAUGAACACCAACCCUGACCCUCACCCAGGCUGAGGAACCAGAAUAACUCUUGGAGUGAUAGAUAGGUUUGGAUUAUGGUCUCCUGAACUGGAAUGAAACUUUUUCUUCAAGACUGUUCUUUGCUCUGGAAAAACUGCUCUUGGACAGGCUACAAUUUUCCUGCCCAUAAGUAGUUAUCGCCACAGAGGGCUGGCAAGGAAUUCAAAAGGAUGGAGGGAAAGCAGAAGAAGCAGCCUCCAUUUCCCGGCCUCUUCUCUCGAUUUGGUCUCCAUUUUAGUAAAUGAUACAGUAGCUCAAACUGACUGGACACACUUCACAAACUGAAUCCAUGGCAGUUCUCGCUGUUGUAGCUGAGCGUGAAGCUAAAAUCCAAACAAAACUAUAUUUAUGUUCCUCAAAAGUCAGUUACACUGAGAGUUUACGUUGCUCACGUAGUCAAAAGCAUUAUUUUGGACCUUACAGUCCACCACAAGUCUUUCUACGUGUCGUCCACCAGGCUGAACUCCUCACUUUCCGUAAGUUGACACAGUUUGCGAUUUUAGAUCUGAGGAGCAAAUUAUUUAUGACCACAUUAAGUGUACUAAUGUAUGUGUUCCUUCAGUAUUGAGUAUUGCUAUUACUAUAAUCAUGUAAGCAUGAUCUACAUGUCAGAAUUGAUCAGAUUUUGUAUGCAGUGAAAAACUAUGGAACUAUGUUAUGAUGUAAGGUAUGCUUGCAUGAAAAUGGCCUAAAAAGAAGAAAAUCUCAAAUCCUGGGUAUUAGAAUGUUCAUUACCAUUACUUAGUUACUAUUCUCGCCUGAAAAGUGCUUCUAACUUGUGGACCUGGUGGUGAUGCAUAAUUACCUACAUCAGGUAGUUUAAAACAGCUUGAACUGACACCUCACAUAUAUAUAAAUGUUGACUGUAACAGGUCAAUAUACUGCACUACUGCAAAGUGGGCCACUUUGUGCUGUUCAUCCAUACAGAAUACAGAAUAAGGAAAAAUACAGAUCUGGCUCCCUCUGCUGGACAUGGAGAAGCAGUUCAGGGAGAUAAUCAAUUUCAGCUGCUUUCUGCUACUGAGGCCUUCUGUAGGCACCACACACCCACCAGGCAUAACAUUAUGUCUACCUUCUUGUUUCUAUGCUCACUGUCCAUCUUAUCAG